AUGGCCGUUGGAGGCCGCCUUGAAAUGAAGAAUCUGACCGAUGAAUUUGAAGAGAUCACUUUGUCUUACAUGCCCCGAGCCAAGAAUCAAUUCGCAGACGCCCUGACUACCCUCGCCUCGAUGUUAGAGAUCCUUAGGGGAACCACUGAAUGGAAACUCAUCAUCAAACUUUGGGAAGAACCCGCAUUCUGCUUACAAAUUGACGAAGCGGAAACCUUACCGAACAAUCAGCCACAGUACACAGACAUCAGAGAAUAUCUCGAGCAUCAGAAGUGCCCGGAAGGAGCGAUAUCAACCGAUCGUUGCACAAUCCAACGGCCAACGACCCAAUUUACGAUCACUGGGGGAUCCUCUACAAGCGAUCCUUCAAUCAAGUUCUUCUCUGUUGCGUGGAUAAAAUAG
This is a messenger RNA of Magnolia sinica, 402 nucleotides long. RefSeq lists its product as uncharacterized. Bases 1 to 402 code for a protein of 133 amino acids. The record is from RefSeq and is a predicted model, not a curated record. NCBI's taxonomy places the organism in Eukaryota, Viridiplantae, Streptophyta, Magnoliopsida, Magnoliales, Magnoliaceae. The transcript has 2 exons.